AUGGGUCUGAGAAGCCAUGCCAUUUUGAGCGUGCGGAUUCGACAAGAGUCGGUCCUCGAGCUGCAGCUGGGUAACACACCUGAGAGCACUGGUUACCCUCAUGGAACCAUCAAUUCAUUUGACGCUUUGGAGAGGGUGGGAAACACCCCUCAACGGAAACUGUUGGAUCGGAAGUGGCAAGGACUCUCGCCGACCAACCGCAUUGACUCUUUCUACCUUGUCUUGUCGUACUCACCAAGAAACGUGAGGCUUGUUAUCCCAUAUUUCUUCGUGCUUUCUUCUAUCGUUCUUUCGCCCAUCAAUAGUGGGAUGAACCAGGGCGUUGUCAGCCUUCUUGGUAAAGAGGGCAUGUCUAGCCGCGCCACAUCAGCGCCCGAGCAGGAAGCCUCAAGGCUGGUCCUCCGGUUCCUCUUCGAGCCUAGCGGCAGCCUCGAAGCGGCAGCGGCUGAACGUCUGGACGCAAACUAA
This is a messenger RNA of Colletotrichum lupini, 468 nucleotides long. RefSeq lists its product as uncharacterized. The coding region runs from base 1 to 468 and encodes 155 amino acids. The transcript has 6 exons. The record is from RefSeq and is a predicted model, not a curated record. Lineage: Eukaryota; Fungi; Ascomycota; Sordariomycetes; Glomerellales; Glomerellaceae.